UAGGCAUUGGGAUGAGAUGUCAAUCUAUUCAAAGAAUUAGAAAGAUAUCUUCUCAAUCAACACCUCAUCCAUCUCUGAUUCUUCGGACUCUCCAUCGAUCAAAUCAUCAUGGCUGAAAAUGUGGCGUCGCCUCCGUUGAAGCUUUACUCGUCCUGGAGGAGCUCUUGUUCUCAACGUGUUCGAAUUGCCCUAAACUUGAAAGGGCUAAAUUUUGAGUACAAAGCCGUUAACCUACUGAAGGGAGAGCAAUUCACUCCCGAGUAUGAAAAACUCAAUCCUAUCGGUUAUGUACCUACUCUCGUGGAUGGGGAUAUCGUUAUUGCCGACUCUUUUGCUAUAUUAAUGUAUUUAGAGGAGAAAUAUCCUCAGCAUCCUCUGUUGCCAAGUGAUCUGAGUAAAAGAGCUGUUAAUUAUCAGGCUGCAAACAUUGUUUCUUCUAGCAUACAGCCUCUUCAAAAUCUAGUUGUUCUGAAGUACAUUGAGGAAAAAUCUGGUCCAGAGGAAAAACUUCAUUGGGUUCAACGUGUCAUUGAAAAAGGUUUUGCAGCACUUGAAAAGCUGCUAAAAGCUCAUGCUGGAAAAUUUGCUACUGGAGAUGAAAUCUUUCUGGCGGACGUGUUUUUGGCUCCUCAAAUUCAUGGCGCCAUUAAUAGAUUCAGUGUUGACAUGUCCAAAUUUCCACUUUUAUCCAGGUUGAAUGAGGAAUACAAUGCCAUAGCAGCAUUUCAAGAUGCAGAGCCAUCAAAGCAGCCUGAUGCUCCUCAAAGCUCUAGCUAAAUCAACGGUAAAUUUCAUGUGUUUGAAGUAUGAAUUUUAGAACACAAGUUUAUGGAUUGUGAAUAUCAAUAUGCUGCUUUCAUUUUCCAUUUCUGGAUCACUUUCAACUCUUUUGGUUCUUUCAUGUUUUUUGUUAUUUCCCCAAAUUAGAUUUAGAUUUGAUGAUGUAGUAAUAAAGAAACAAUGUUGACUUUCUAAGAUCAUAUGCAACUAUACACACAUUAUACA
Molecule: messenger RNA, 1005 nt
Organism: Cucurbita pepo subsp. pepo (vegetable marrow)
Lineage: Eukaryota; Viridiplantae; Streptophyta; Magnoliopsida; Cucurbitales; Cucurbitaceae
Product: glutathione S-transferase zeta class
Biological process (GO): glutathione metabolic process; L-phenylalanine catabolic process
Cellular component (GO): cytoplasm
Molecular function (GO): glutathione transferase activity; maleylacetoacetate isomerase activity
Source: RefSeq, a predicted model, not a curated record